CGUGUUGCUUGACAGUGGUAAACAGACGUCAGAAGGGAGUCUUCGCCUCGAGUCAAAACAAAACAAAACAAGUCAAAAAGAUACAGAAGAAAAGGAUAUUUGAGCGGCUGCAACGACAGAAAGUUUGACAAAAGCUUUCGCUGAUUAAAACUGAGUACUUAAAGGAAGUUAUCGGGGAUAUUUGAUGGACUUUUCCCCGGAUAGUAAACUCUGGAGUAGCAGGAGCUUAACCAGCUAACGUUACGGUGGCUAUCGUGCUGUUUCCAAAGUGCGGCGACUUGGAGCCGACAGACCUCCGAGGUGACCAAACUUCAUCUAACACGCGGGAAUACUCUUCAUAGUUCGGUUCCAGGGACUGUGGGGAGAGGAUCCGCGGGGCUCCGGGCCUCGGUGGAGAGCUUUUAAAGGCGCUUCUUCGAGCAUCGUGUGGAGGAGAAACAUGGCAGAUGGUGACAUGCGCCUGGCCGCAAUGUGGCGGAUCGUGCAGACCUGAAGCACGGACUUCACUUUACGCACAUCCCUUCAUUAUUUCUCUUUUGAUAUUAUCUCAAAUAUCAUUCAACCUGUAGCUAGGUCUGAUCUCUUUUUCCAUGUUUGUCACAAGACAUUAGUUGGGUUGUUUAUUCACAGCUGCUCUAACAUACAGGCCAAAGAGACGGCGGCGAUAUACUGUUUUUUUAUAUAUAUAUUUUAAAACAUUUUUAGAAUAAUCAGAGGUUGUACAUUUUCCACUUGGCAUUGGUAUAACCCGUUGUGCUUGACUCUAUCUGAAGGUCAUUUCAGGAUAUUUUAAAAAGUUUUGCUCGAGGUUUUGCGGCUUGUGGAAAGCCCUGACAUCACGUUGUUUACAAGUGGAGACGGACAGGGGCUGUCCUGAGAAGAUCCUUUGUAACAGUAGCCAGCUAAUCCCUGCUGGUACUCUACAUAGUUGUACAAUAUUUAAAAAAAUCUCAGCCUUGUAUGAGAUCAUUUAUGUAUGAAUUUGUAUAAUUGGUACGAAAAAAAAAGUCAGGAUAUUCUAUUAGUUUUUGAAUAUUUACAUUAAGGGAACCUGUUUUAUAUACUGUUUACAACAUUAACCCACUCAGCAAUAUUUAUCCUUUUUCUGUCAGGAAUGGCAAUAUUUUAUAUCAACACACCUGGAAACUUUUGUAAUUCAUCCCAUGGUGAGCACAAACCUCUGUAGAUCCAGAUGUUUUGGUGCUCAUUGCCACUCUGCCACUUUUGUUUUUACUACAUUCAAACAAAGAGACCCUUCUUCAUUCUACAUAAAUCGCAAGGUUUAUGAUAGUUACUAUUAAGGAGAUUAUAUGGGUUCCCUAAUCUCCAAUCUGAGGAUUAACUGAGGCCAUUGGUGUGUCCAGAUUAUUACGUCUCUUUUCUAGGCCUCUCUGUUUACACCCCGCAGUGGCUCAACAUAUUGUUUUUAUCAGGAAGUGUUUUUAACGCAUCGUCCUCACAAAGUUAACUUUACAUUUUAAAGUUAGAUGUUUUAAGUGGUUCACAUCUUUGCUCGAGUGGAAUUUAGAGGACCGUCAUGGAGGACUCACCAGUGCCCCCGAUUGACCCAGAUUUCGAGCCACAGAGUAGACCCCGCUCUUGCACGUGGCCCCUGCCUAGACCGGACAUCUCGGUUGUCAAACCGGAGGGGGCGGAUGGCGCCGAAUCCGCCGCCGGGACCCCGCCCGCGGAUGAGGACAAGCCCGAGCCCCAGCAAAUCACCUCGGAGCCAGAGAAGGCAGCAGCGGCAGCGGAGGGUGGGGUCGUGGCCGGCGUGGGCGGAGCCGGCGCGACACCCCGUAAAGGAUCAUCCCGGCGCAACGCGUGGGGGAAUCAGAGCUACGCAGAUCUGAUCAGUCAGGCCAUUGAAAACUCACCCGAAAAGAGGCUGACCCUGGCGCAGAUCUAUGAGUGGAUGGUGAAAACUGUGCCUUACUUCAGAGACAAAGGGGACAGCAAUAGCUCAGCUGGCUGGAAGAAUUCCAUUCGCCACAACUUAUCACUCCAUAACAAGUUUUUGAGGGUCCACAAUGAGUCAACAGGAAAGAGCUCCUGGUGGAUGCUCAAUCCAGAGGGAGGGAAGACCGGGAAAGCUCCUCGCCGCAGGGCGGCCUCCAUGGACAACAGCAGCAAACUGCUGAAGAGCCGCAUGAGGGCCAAGCAGACCAAGAAAGCAGCAGCAGGAGGUUUGGGGGGCGCUGGAGGCGCUGAUGGCAGCACAGGCUCAGGUGGUGCAGACAGCCCUAAUUCAUCUCAACAGUUUCCUAAAUGGGCAGUAAACAGCAGCAGUCCUUCGUCCCGCGGCAGCCUGGAUGACUCCGAUAUGUGGACCACCUUUCGCCCCCGUACCAGCUCUAACGCUAGCACCCUUAGUGGACGCCUGUCCCCCAUCGCUCCUGUACAGGAGGACGAUGAUAACCUGCCUGAGGACUCUUUGCUGGGGCGUUACUCAGCCAGCAGCUUGACCCCCACUCUCACAGAGACCCUAAUGGAGGAGCUGGAUCUGAUUGAUGGCCUCACUUUGAUGACUGGGCCGCAGGGAGGAGCGAGUCCCAGUACAGCUCCACCAGCACCUCCCACUCCGCUACCCUCUGCCUCCACCCUACUGCCUCGUGGCUCAAGCUUCUCCUCCUUCCAUCAGCUGCAACCAUCCAGUGUCCAACAGGCCCCCUCACACACUGGGACCCAGACCUCCAUGUCUCAGUGUGGGCCCGCUAGCAAGGAGACGUCAUCCUUUAGCAACUCCCUCUUCAACCCCAUGCCCUCCUCCACCUCACGUGGAAGCAGUCAUUACAGCACCCACGUUCCCUCCAGCCUGGAGGCGCUGCUCACCUCUGACUCCCCUCCACCCAGUGAUGUCAUGAUGUCCCAGGUAGACCCCCUCAUGCCCAGUCCUGGAGGGGUGGGCCUGAUGGGCCUGGGCUCCUCAGUGGUGGGUGUUGGGGCAAAACCCAACCAGCUGCUAAUGGCUAAAAGCCUUAAGCCGAACACGGUUUCCCCUAUGGGUCUGCAGGCCCAAAUGCAGCAACAGCAGCACCAUCUUCACCACCAGCAGCAGCAGCACCACCAGCAGCAACAACAACAGCCACAACAGCAACACCAGCAUCACUCUCAGAUGGGGUUGGGGAUGAUCCUUCCAGGUAUUUCUCAGGAUCCAUCACAGCUCUCUGCCCUUAAAACCCAACAUGCACCAGGGCCAGUCCUGGGCUCACAUCAUGGAGCGCCUGUUGCAUCAGCCAAUCCAGGUCUGAGUCUGCAGGGAAUGAGUCCAUUUGGAGCUCCACCCUGCUUCCAGACCAGUCAGGACCGCCUGCCCACAGACUUGGACAUAGACAUGUUUACUGAGAACCUGGAUUGUGACGUUGACUACAUCAUCAACAGUGACCUCAUGGACGGAGACGGAAUAGACUUCAACUUUGACCCCAUACUGCCUGGAGGCCAAGGCUACCCGGCCACCACACAAGGCUCCGCCCACAGCUGGGUGCCCAGCUAAUCUCUCAGCUGACCACACAGUUAGCCAGGAACUAAUCUUCAAUCAAGAUAACCUCACAGAUGCAUUCCUCCUCCCUGCUGGCUGAAGAUAACUAUUUUCAAAUACAAUGCUUCUCUCGGACUGUAAAGACAAAACCAGACCUCACCUGUGUCAUGUGCCAAGACAUGCAGGGACAGGGAGGAGUUUCAGGCUACUAUGCACACUUUUUUCUAAUUUUUUUUGUAAAAUAUAACACAACCGUUUGGCUGCUCGCCAUUUUUUCUAAAUCUGAACUGAUUAUGUUUCAAGAUGUGUGACGUAAUAUUUUCAGAGUGAAAAGACAAAUCAUUAAGUCCCCACUGCCGGGAGUUGUUUCAGUUUUGUUGCACCUGAAUAGCUUUAGGGUGGAUAUACGGUACUUGAUGGGCUUUGGUAAUGAAAACUCAAACAACUAUGCGUGUUUGAAGAAGCGGCCAGUUUUCCACCGAAACUCGCCAAGACCAAAUGCCGUGAUCGUCUGUGCAAGGCUCACAGAGAAAUAAGUUUGACCUUUAGGAGUCGAUGAGAUUUCUGAGGAGAAGAUUUCUGUUUACCGUGCUAUGAGCAGGUGGAAGAUAAAGACUAGAUGACUGGAGGCAUAAAAAAAGUUGGCUAAACAUCUCCCCAAAUUGUGGACUAAGAUUUUCUGUACGAUUUUAAGUUGCUCACUCUAAAGAAAGUGAUUUUUUUCUCCAAUAAGGUUUGGUGAUUGAACAGUUUAAGAGAGGAUGUUUUUGCAGUUUGGCAUUUUUGGUGUUUUGAGGUAGAUGUCAGUUAGAGGGUGUGUUUUCCUUUUUCUUUUUAAAUCCCUGAUGUGCAGUUAAUCUAACAAAAUGAAGAAAUGUGAUCAGUGAAUUUUUACAUGGGGCAUUCAAGGGUUUAUGUAUUUGCCAACAAGUGAUUGGUUGGCCAAGUAUUAUCAGACAGCAGUAUGCCUCCACUGUCAAACACUCUUAUCGAAUUGUGUUUUCUUUUCUCAAGCCUGUGCGUUUUCAAAGCACUUAGGUUUCCUGCAACACAGGAACCCCAGACUACAGCGGAGAAUAAUCCAGGUUAGGUUAAACCAUUUCAUUGAAAGAGAAUCCUGUAAAAACAUGUAAUACACAUGUUGCACAUGUACAUGAUGACACGCUAUGCAGACCUAUCAGGAGACCUAAAUGAAAUCUUGAAGGAAAUUUUUAGAAAAUCAUUUCUUGAAGGGUUUUGAUAUUUAAUAUUUUCCUGAUAUUUUUAUGUGUGGGAGUUUUUGAGGACCUCUUCUCCUCUCACACUUUAAAUAUUCAGUACUUCAGUUAUUCAGCUCAAGAACUUCACUGUGUAACAAGUGCAAAAAGAAUAUAGUUGAUCAUAGUUUUAAUAUACAAUUUAGAUGGAGGUAAGAAAUGAGAUAUUAAUACAUAUGAAUAUAUUACUAAUGACAAGUGAUGCUUUUUUACAUUGGAAGAAGAAUUUUCAGAUAAUUUCUAACGGUAAUUUUCUAUACUUUUAUUUUUGUAAAGUAUGAGAUGCAUGUAGAUUUUUUUACAUAACCAAAGGAACACUAAUUUAGCAUUUGCAUGGCAUAUAGGGAGCGCUUGGGCCUGACUCGGCAUCUCGGUGUACAUAAGCUUUGCAAAAAGACGCGUGUAACUAAAAAAAAAUCUGACUUUUGUAAGACGAGCGCAGCAAAGUGCAUCAAUACUUGACCAUUUAAACUAAAAUUCCCAAACCAUCUGCCUCAUUGUUUUCUGCAAUAAACAUACAACCAAGUAAAAAAAAAAAAGUGAGCUGAACUGUGGCAGGACUCAAAGACAAAAAAACAUUUAUCAUAUUCUCAUCUCAAUAUGAGACUAAUACAACUGUUACCUCUUAGGGUCACUAAGAAAGAAACUCAACAGGAAACUAAUUCUGCAUGGACAUGAUCAGAUGCUUGUGUCAUAAGAAAAGAAAUAACAUAUUUAUUGUUUGCAUUGUCCCUGUUACUGCAGACUGGAAAUCAAAUUUGAAACGCUUUUUGUUUUGUUUCCUGGAAACGUUUCAGUUGAGUUGAUCUCAAAUUUGACUCCCUUUUUAGUGAAAUGUUUUCUAGCUCUACAGCAGCCAGGUAUUACAACUAACUUGUCCUCUUUUUUUUUUGACUGCCAAUAUUUAAAACACUAUAGCAUGACGUUUUUCUGUAGCAAGGUAAACUUUAUCUUGUCAUCUUACCCCCUUCAAAUAUUGUUUCAUGUUUGUAUUUCAUGACUGUUCAUAACAUUUAGUGAAGACGAAUAACACCCCUGCAGUUUGAACUCUUUAUAUUCAUCAUUUCACUGUAGCUAUGUGAAUAUUUUAGCCUGACUUGUAAAAAGCACUCUCUUUUUUUUCACAAAUGUGUUGUUUUUUUCUGUUUUUGAAUGGUGCUAGAUGUCAUCUGUGAUGUAUCCAGGAGUACGCCAUCAUGCAAAAGGGUGCAUAUCAGGUUCUUUUGAAUUUUCUGUAUACAGCUCAAGGAUCUUGAUUUGGUGUUGAAUGGUGGCAUACAAUCAGCAGUCUUUCCCCCUCUUUGUUUUUUUGUUGAUAUACAUAUAUAUAAACACAAUCUUUUUCCCCCAAUCCCCAAACUGGUGACUUAGAUCUGGAAACAGACGACCAGCUUGUUAAAGUGCAUGAUUAUUUCUUAUUACUCUAAAUCAUAACAUGUAACUAUUUUAGAAAGUUGUAUAUGCAACAACUCCCCUGGUGUUAUUACUCCCUUUAUAUCCCCCCUCUAUGUUAUUAUAAUUUUCUACAUAUGUUUUUCUUUCACUAGAAGUUAGUCACUGUAUGUUUGUUUUGACAUUUAAAAUUGCCCAAUUUAAGCAUUUUAGUAUUUGGCAAAGGGUGGGAUUUUAUACCUUAAUUUUCUCAUAGGGGAGGGUGGGGUGGACGGGGAAUGAUAAGUUGUGCAUAAGCCAUUAAUGUUUAUGAAUUUUGAUUAAUGAUGAUAGUUUUCUUUAUUUCUCUCUCUCCCCCCUUCACUCUUUUUCUUUCUUUUCUUAUUGUUAAGUCAGCCAGAGAUGACAAACAGUUCUGAACAGCAGAAAUAAAUUCAAUAAACUGUUUAACCCAC
This is a messenger RNA of Notolabrus celidotus (New Zealand spotty), 6581 nucleotides long. It is a transcript of the gene foxo4, whose product is annotated as forkhead box O4. The record is from RefSeq and is a predicted model, not a curated record. Gene Ontology annotation, molecular function: RNA polymerase II cis-regulatory region sequence-specific DNA binding; DNA-binding transcription factor activity, RNA polymerase II-specific. Gene Ontology annotation, biological process: regulation of transcription by RNA polymerase II. The transcript has 3 exons. Gene Ontology annotation, cellular component: nucleus. Bases 1538 to 3493 code for a protein of 651 amino acids. Lineage: Eukaryota; Metazoa; Chordata; Actinopteri; Labriformes; Labridae.